Messenger RNA from Saccostrea cuccullata (small rock oyster), 502 nucleotides. RefSeq lists its product as uncharacterized. NCBI's taxonomy places the organism in Eukaryota, Metazoa, Mollusca, Bivalvia, Ostreida, Ostreidae. The transcript is spliced from 5 exons. The coding region runs from base 94 to 423 and encodes 109 amino acids. The record is from RefSeq and is a predicted model, not a curated record.
CCGUGCCUCUAUAGAGCUAACUUUUAACCUUAAAGAAUAUCAACGAUUAAAGAGGGAGAUAAUACUGGUUAAAAAUUUCGUUUUCCAGAGAUCAUGUAUGUGUUUCUAGCAUUAUUGACUGCAUAUGUCUUCACUGUUGAUUGUCUUUGUGUGGACAAAAUGGCGGACUGUGGAAAGCUUGGAUGUGAGGGAUAUGUCUGGAAUUCCUUUACUAGGCACUACUGUUUACAUUACUGUGGGGUCUGUCCUUAUCUACAUCUUCCGAACUGUGUGGACAUGGCGGGUAAUUGUAGUAUAGUUGCGAAAGCAUACUGUUCGGAUCCUCAUCUUCAAGACGUAAUGAGACUGAAUUGUCCGGCGUAUUGUGGAUUUUGUUCUCCACACAAUAAUACACAAGGAACAGCAAGUUCAGUAAUUGGAUAAUACACAUAUUCUGUGUCAAUGUCAGUUGAACGAAAUCUUGCUUAUUAAAAAUAUUUAUCAUAAAACGUUAUCUGUAUAC